AUAAACGUGAGCGCCGGAGCUAAGACGUCAGAAGCACGAGAAACGGCAACACGUAAACAAUGCUACCCAACUGGCUAACCGAGGAGUAUUUGCAGCCCAGGCUGAGGACUUACUGCAAGGACGAUCAGCUGAAGGUCCUCAAAAUCUGGGCCAAGCCGGCAACCGGAAAGGGUGAGAACUUCGUGGGCGUCAUGACCCGAAUCUACGUGGACUACCAGCUGGGCGAUGGAUCGGUUCAGAAGAAGACCUUCAUCGUGAAGCAGGCCCUUCCCGAGGACGUUCCCCAGGCGGAGGUGUUCUUCGAGUACGAACUCUACACCCGGGAGAUGGACAUGUACGAGUUCGUCCUUCCGAAGUUGAAGGAACUGCUGCAGGAGGCUGGCCUGGACGGAAAGCUCACUGCAGACGCCAUCGCCGUGGAUCGGGAGUACAGCACCAUGAUUCUGGAGGAUCUGGAGCCGUACAAGUUCGUUAACGCGGACCGAGUGAAGCAGUUGGAUCUGGCUCACACCAAGCUGACUCUGGAAAUGCUGGCCAAGUUCCAUGCUGCAUCCAUAAUCCUACAACAGCGCCAUCCUGAGCUACUGACCAAGUGCUUCUUCACCCACUUCUUUUCGCGCGACAAAAAGGCCUAUUCUGAGGUCUUUACGGGUUUGUUCCGGGCUUUUUUGCGGUUCAUAAAUGGCCAACCGAAUCUGAAGCAAACUUAUGGCGACAAGCUGGAGAAAUUGCGUAGCCACAUCAUGGAGUACGGAGCUCGGGUCUACGAUGUGGGUGAAGGAGAUCUGAGGACGUUGAACCACGGCGAUUGCUGGACCACCAACAUUAUGUUCCAGUACGAUGACGCCGGAGAUCCCCAGACUGUCGUGGCUAUAGAUUUCCAGUUCAGCAACUGCACCUCCCCCACCAUCGACUUGCACUACUUCUUCACAACUUCCCUGAAGGAAGAAGUUAGGGACAAGGAACCGGAACUGGUUGAGCAUCAUUACAACGCCUUAAAAGCGAACCUGGAAAAGUUUUCCUACAAGGGAUUAUUUCCCACCCUUGAGGAGUACCAGCUUCAGUUCGAACGUCGCCGUUUCAUGAGUCUUAUGGCCCAUAUGUUCAAGCCUUGUAUGAUUUACAACGGCACUGAGGAGACCUCGGACUUCUCAAGUCUCUAUAAGGACACUACAGAAGGUCUUCGUUACCAGAAAUCUGUUUACGACAGCGAAGCUGUGAUCAGAAGUGCAACCAAACUCUUAGCAAUCCUGGAUGGUAAGGGUCUCUUGGAUCUGCAGUAGGCUAGUUCUUUAUUUUAAUUUAAAAAGUUAAAAAAAUAAACAUGAAUGUACCAAAAUUGAA
Molecule: messenger RNA, 1344 nt
Organism: Drosophila suzukii
Lineage: Eukaryota; Metazoa; Arthropoda; Insecta; Diptera; Drosophilidae
Source: RefSeq, a predicted model, not a curated record